Molecule: messenger RNA, 456 nt
Organism: Geodia barretti
Lineage: Eukaryota; Metazoa; Porifera; Demospongiae; Tetractinellida; Geodiidae
Source: the annotation of a GenBank genome assembly
AUGGAAACAGUGAGACUAUCGGGCAAUCCCAACGUAAAAAGGGGUCAGGGUAGUGUUGUAACCGACCUUGAUAUUCCAUCGGAGGCGAUCGUCUAUUUGCCAGAGAAGAAAUCGCUCUAUCGGAUUGUGAUUCACUCCACGAAUUUGGAAGAGUUCGAGUUGCUGGCGUUUAACUCGCGUGGUGAGUGGGACAAAAUCUAUGACCAGCGGAGUAACAAGAAUCCGAUCAUCGAUAUCCGCCUCAACAAAGCGGUUACGACAACGGGCAUUAAACUGAUCGUGCAUCGGACGACGGAGGAUGCGGCUCGGAGACGGGAGAACGUCCAGAUACGGCGCGAAAAUGUGGAAGUUGCAGAGGGACAGAUACGGCGUGGACGUUACCGUUAUCGCAUAACAGGACCGACAACGGCACUCGCGAAGAUUGCGGAGGUUGAGUUGUACGGCUACACGGAUUAG